CAUCCUGUCCUGUGGUGAGGGGGUGUGCACGGUAGUGUGUAAGCUGCAGACAUGGCUCCACAUGUAUAAAUGUUGUCGUUAUAACCUUGAUUAACAGGACUUCGUCUCCGUUUGGAACAAGCCAAAAUGCAGGCUGCUAUGGAUAUCACGGCAAAAUUUUGCCAUAAAGAAAUGGAGGCUUAUGGGUCAUGUGUGGCUUCUAACCCCUCUACAUGGCAGCAGAAGUGUCAUGAGCUGAAGAUGAAGGUCUCGCAGUGCACAUCUUCACACCCAGUAAUCCAGAAGAUCAGACAGGGAUGUUCAGAAGAGUUUGUGGCAUUCGAACGGUGUCUGAGGGAAAACCAGGACCAACCUACCUCUUGUUCACCACAUGUAGCUCGUUUCUUGGGCUGUGCAGAGACUGUAGACUUAAGCGGAGUAGAUACAAGUCCAGUGCCUCAGCCGUCAUAGCAUUUUGGCCACUCUUCUGAGUACAUCUUUCUCCACAGCAACACAGACCCACUGGUGUCAGAUGCAUCCUAACUCUGCCAUGUACAGUGAUGGACGGACAAGAAGUCUGUUUUCUUUGAUCAUUUUUCUAUAAUGACAAAUAAGAGAUAAAUACUUGACAAGAUGUUGUUGUAUCAUACCUCAGCAGAUGUGAAAAUAACUAUAAUAUCUAGCUUUCUGCAAGGAACUCUGGUUUGUACUAGUUUUUAUUGAACCAUUUAAAUAAAAGUGAUGUCAGACUUCUGUUACUCAUCUGUUAUGCCCUCUCCAGGUCUGACUCACAGUUAAAUAUUAAAAUGGAAUGUGUCACUCC
Molecule: messenger RNA, 802 nt
Organism: Sphaeramia orbicularis (orbiculate cardinalfish)
Lineage: Eukaryota; Metazoa; Chordata; Actinopteri; Kurtiformes; Apogonidae
Gene: chchd5
Product: coiled-coil-helix-coiled-coil-helix domain containing 5
Exons: 4
Coding region: 127-450 (107 amino acids)
Biological process (GO): cellular respiration
Cellular component (GO): mitochondrial intermembrane space
Source: RefSeq, a predicted model, not a curated record